UCGAGUCCGGAACACAAGGAGGAAACUGGAAGCUGUCGGGCGAGUUUCUACCGUUCUGGAUGUGAAUGGAGUGGUCCGCGAGCUCUGUCCUCCUCGAGACUCUCGGAGAAAACUUUCAAACAUUAGCGGUGUUGUAUGAAAAAUGACAGUUCGAGCCGUCAGAACUAUCGGAGGAUCAGAGCGUUAGUCUUAGCUAAGUUUGUCGCCAAUGGAGAAAUGGCGUCGGAGCUGAAAUUGAAUGGGAACGAACUUUUGGAAGUUGACAUAUGCGACGGCGGCGUGUUCUCCGAAGACGAGAGCGGCGUUUUUGUCAACUCGGCCGCCUCUCUCCAGGAGGAUUUCUCCGGCUUUCAGCAGUGGACGAGCACCGCUGAGUCACCGAAUGACACAUCAUCACCUCCGGGACAGCAGGAGGUCCCCAGCGAGCACGGAGCUCCUCCUGGCACCGGUACUGCCACCCAAAGGGCCAACUCGACCGGUGACAGUGACUCUGAACUCCAAGGUGAUGGACUUAAAGCUCCGAGGACGUCCAUAGUGGACUGCCUCUUGGUGGAGCUUUAUGAGACCUACAGUGGAGGCAGCAGGAGGAAUGUGGACAGCUGGGACAGCUCCACCGAGGCGUCUGGAUCAGAUGCUUUCCUGGGCCGCAGUAACUCCGGGUCCAGCUUCCUCCAGGAGCUCCAGGAGAAGCACACAAGGAGGCAUCAGAUGAACUACCUGGCCCAGAAAGCCCCUGAGGAGCUGCAUGCGAUCAUCCAGGAGGUGAAAUAUCGCACAGGCCUGCAGUCGGCCAAGCUGAUUCGCCAGCUGAAGAGACGAGACCGACUCCACCACAAACUGCAGAAGAACUAUGACAUUAUCACAGCGUGUCUUCAAGCUGUCUCACAGAAACGACGAGUUGACACGAGGCUGAAGUUUACCAUUGAACCAUCGCUGGGAAAGAAUGGAUUCCAGCAGUGGUACGAUGCCCUUAAAGCAGUGGCCAGGCUUCCUACUGGGAUACCAAAGGAAUGGAGGAAGAGGGUUUGGCUAACAUUAGCAGACCAGUACCUGCACAGUAUCUCUAUUGACUGGGAGAAGACUCUUCGUUUUGCCUUUAACGAGCGUAGCAACCCAGACGACGACUCCCUCGGAAUUCAAAUCGUCAAGGACCUGCACAGGACUGGCUGCAGCUCUUAUUGUGGCCAGGAGGGAGAGCAGGACAGGGUGGUGCUGAAGAGGGUGCUGCUCGCAUACGCCCGCUGGAAUAAAGCUGUGGGUUACUGCCAAGGAUUCAAUGUCCUGGCUGCUCUCAUACUGGAAGUUACAGAGGGAAAUGAGAGCGAUGCACUUAAGGUCAUGAUCUAUCUGAUUGACAAAGUGCUGCCAGAAAGUUAUUUUGCCAACAACCUUCGAGCACUGUCAGUGGACAUGGCGGUGUUCAGAGACCUUCUGCGUCUAAAGCUGCCCAGACUGUCCCAGCACCUCCACCACCUUCAGAAAGCAGCCAACAGGGAGGCUGGAGGCAGUUACGAGCCUCCACUGACCAACGUCUUCACUAUGCAGUGGUUCCUUACCAUGUUCGCCACCUGCCUGCCGGCGUCCACCGUGCUGAAGAUCUGGGACUCGGUUUUCUUCGAGGGGUCGGAGGUGCUGUUUCGGGUGGCCCUCGCUAUCUGGGAGAGACUGGGAGAGAGGAUCGAGUACUGUCAGACAGCAGAUGAGUUUUACAGCACGAUGGGUUGUCUCACUCAGGAGAUGCUGGAGCACAACCUCAUCGAUCCUACUGAACUCAUGCAGGAGGUUUAUUCCAUGGCAGUGUUUCCUUUCCCUCAACUGGCUGAGCUGAGAGAGAAAUACACCUACAACAUCACUCCGUUCCCUACCUCAGUCAAAUCCAAUGGAAGUGGUGGUCUGGGCAGCUGGGAGAGCGAUGAUGACGCCGACAUGGAUGAUGAAGACUCUGUGGUGACUGCACUCGGUUGUCUCGGGCCCCUGGGUGGCCUACUGGCCCCUGAGCUGCAGAGAUACCAGAAACAUCUCAAAGACCAGCGAGCAGAGCAGGGAAACAUUGCAGAGCUGAGCCCAGGAGCAGUGGGAGCCGGAGGGGCAGGCGGAGGAGUCGGAGGAGGCGCCAGGGCGGAGCAUCAAGCAGCCAUCAACAGCAUGAUGAUGGAGCGGAUGAGCACCGACAUCUACGCCCUGAAGAAGCAGUACACACGCAUCAAGAGGCGGCAGCAGCAACAGGCUAUGCAACUCUACAUACGCACAGGACUUGGACCUGAAGUGGCCACAAGUCCAGGAGUUCUUCAGGAGUCUCUCAACAGCGACAGUACCAGCCAACAAACUGAGGACAAGUGCCCAGCCACCCGUGUCCUGGCCUCUCAACUCAACCCUUCCAGCUCUGUGAUCAACCACCUCCUUCUGGGUCGGAAACCACGCGGAAGUCCCUGGGGCUCCAGACCCACAUCCACUAGCACAUCCACACUGCCAGGGGCUCGACCUGCUUUUCAGUCCCAGAGCGAGGGCUCCCCGGCCAGGCAGCGCUGUGGCUCAUUGCCCUCCAAUAGCAGUGGAUCUCCAGGCAGCUCUGGAGGAGGCACCGGGUCACCUUGGCGUGCUCAUGUCCGGGUUCAUCGGAGGAAUAUAGCCAGGGCUCGAGCACAGCUGGGCUUUGAAGAUUCAGAGGAAAGAGAAGAUGACAAGGAGGAGGAAGGAAGAUCAGUGAGACUGGAGGGUGAAGAGGAGACAAAAAUUGAGGAAACCAAGAGAGAGGAUGAGAAACAGGAAGAGGGGAGUGACACCUCCGUUUCUCCACCUCGUGAUCUCUCUUUUACAGGGUCUGUAUGUGAAGAAGCUCCACAGGUUGUGGAUGAGACAAAAGAAGCAGAAAUUGCAGAGGUGGUGGUGCAACUGGACUCCCUGGAUCUAGAGGACGAGUCAAACCUGACCUCCCCCAUCAGUACAAACCCAGAAACACGGCCAACACUCCCAGAGUCUAAACCUGCACCCCAAGUCCCUCCACUCCCUCCUCCGCCAUCCUCAAACAGACACAAAGAGUCCGAAUCCUCAGGUUCAGGAAGCUCUGACAGACACUUUCCCUCCAUUGUGCUACCUCCACCUCACCACUCCUCCAACUCCGGCAUCCCUUCUUCUUCCCCAUCCACCCCGAGUCCACCCCCCUCAGCGGUCCCAACAUUGCCUUCUCUUGGUCCAUCCUGCUCAUCCUCUCCUAGACCACCCUCCACGCCAACACCAAGCUCCACAUUCCACCUCCCAUCCUCUUCAUCAGUUAAUAGCUUAUCUGCUCUCUCUCUUCCUGCCUCCUCCGCCUUUUACAAAACUUCCUGCCCUUCCACUCCCUCACUCUCUUCUGUCUCCUCAUCUUCCAAAUCUCGUAUCUCCGCCUCUCCGUCAACCCCAGCGUUCUCCUCCACCACCUCCACUCCUAAACAGCACGUCUUCUCCCCGUUCCCUUGCGUAAAGCAGCCGAGGAAAUCAGCCGCAGCUAGAAACCUCGGUCUCUACGGCCCCACAUCCAGAACACCCACCGUACACUUUCCCCAGCUCAGCCGCAACCUCAACCGAAGUAGUGCUGCCGGCACCACCGGGAGUCGAUGAAAUCCUGAGCGCUCCUGAACUGAUGCUGGGAACACACAGUUAUUACAUGAUAUGAAAAAUCAUUCUAUAAUUACACCGUGUUGCCUCCUGCGUAUCAAAAUAACCCAUAUCUUAUUUAAAGUGGAGUGAAAGUUCUAGAAAUGUAAAGUUGAAAUUCGUGGAGAAGUUGCCUGAUUAUCAGUACUGAAGGAGGAAGGUUGUGGUUCACCUGAUAAAAGGGUCAUCCUGAAAUUCACAAGCCAUUACAGACAAACAUUAAAGAACUAGUAAGUGUGAAGGAAAUUUCUUUAUGGUUUGUUUAGUGUUUCAGCUGCAUCGGAUCCGUAAAGCCGAGGAGGGUGGAACACAGGACUAUAGGACUGUCACAGUAUAAAGCCCUUUACAGUGGCCUAUGCAGGUCCUUCUAGACCAUAAUUAAUACAUGACAGACAAAGAUGAGACAUUAGAUGUGAAGGCAAACACAUUCUACAUGGUGUCUUCGGUGAGGCAUUAAGUUACACUUGGUUCUGGAAACCUGUAUCUCUUGAGGAAUGAGGAUUCUCCCCGGACUGACACAUGAGGGGACUCUGGCCUGGACAAACGUGUCCUUCUGGACUCACUGAGACCAUAUGUAUCAACACAUUGAAGUACCUUUUUCAUAUGUGAUUACACAAUAGCCAUCCAGCUGUUUCUAUGCCAAGUAUUUAAAGAAAUAACAACACAAGAAAUAAGGUAUACCUAAGAAUUAAUGUAAAUGAAGAAUCAUGAAAACAUAAUGUGUGUGUGCCCCCAAAAAAACCUCCUGCCCACUCAUAAAACUUGUGAUGUCCUGAAGCACUGCACAUCUUUUGUUCUCUGUGUGAUGGUGAAAUAAUUCUCUGUGUGUGAUGUGUCUCGACUGUUGAACACGAGGAAUGUAAUGUCUCGAUCAAAAAUGAAGUAAGUGUGAAUGAGAAUGUGACUGAGACCAGCUUGGACAAGUUUUGUUUUGGCCAUUGGAAGGUGAAUACAGUAUAAAUGAAAAAUGGAAAAUCUAAAUGUAAGUCAAGGUUUUCAUUCUGAAACAUGACCAGAAUUUAAGUGGUGUUCAGAUAUGGUAAAUGUAAUGUGAUGCUUUAUACGUCAGAAGCAGAAAAAAUAUUAUAUCAACUCACAUUAGUUGCUGUGUUUACAGAAAAUACUGAAAGCAUUCCUAUUUGGAAACUUACCACAAGGCUGCUGCUUGUCACUGGGCUUUAAAUGCAGUCCAGACAGACUGGAAAAAUCCCAGUAUGGUCAGUCAUGUCAUGGCCUGGAGAAACAACAACAACCUCUCAGUGGAAUAAAUGUCACAGCUGCAGCAUAACAUCCUGCUUUCAGCACAGAUGUUGCCAAGAGAAGGGAUUAGUCAAAAUGCAA
This is a messenger RNA of Toxotes jaculatrix (banded archerfish), 4977 nucleotides long. It is a transcript of the gene tbc1d30, whose product is annotated as TBC1 domain family, member 30. Lineage: Eukaryota; Metazoa; Chordata; Actinopteri; Toxotidae. Gene Ontology annotation, cellular component: endoplasmic reticulum. Bases 136 to 3600 code for a protein of 1154 amino acids. The record is from RefSeq and is a predicted model, not a curated record. The transcript has 15 exons.